Messenger RNA from Symbiodinium natans, 1410 nucleotides. The record is from the annotation of a GenBank genome assembly. NCBI's taxonomy places the organism in Eukaryota, Dinophyceae, Suessiales, Symbiodiniaceae.
AUGGCCAGCGCAGACAUUGAUGUUGAAGUGGCCAAGAGCCCUUCACCAGCCAAGGUGGGCUUUGGUGACAUCGCCAAGCACUUCAUCCUGAUGGGAUGGACUGCCUUCGGAGGACCUGCAGCUCAUGUUGGGCUGUUUCAGAAGACAUUCGUGGAACGCCUCGGAUGGAUGAGCGUCGAUGUCUUCACAGAGCUCUUUGCAGUCUGUCAGUGCAUGCCUGGCCCAAGCUCCACUCAGAUGUCGUUCGCUUUGGGUACAACCAAGAAGGGCAUUGCCGGAGGGCUCCUGAGCGGAAUUCUGUUCCAGUAUCCGGGCGCAAUCAUGAUGACAAUCUUUGGGCUCACUGCCCACAACUGGGCUACUCCACAGGUCAUUUCUGACUACUCCUGGCUGGCUGGCUUGGUCGGAGGUUUGAGUGCAGCUGGUGUGGCACUGGUGGCCUCGGCUGCCAUCGGACUGUGGAACAAGGCCUGCGGCUCGAGUGCUGAUGCAAAGGUGCUGGCCGGAUUUUGCUGCGUUGUGUUGUUGUAUUACUCGGCAGAGCUGAUUGCACCAGUGGACCGCGACGGACGCAAUUGGAUGUGGAUCUUCCCGACUCUGAUCGUUUUGGGGGGCGCUUUUACAUAUUUCUGGCGUGGUCCUCUUCCUGAGUCUAAGGACACGAGAGCUCACACUGCCGAGGAAAGCGGGGUGGAGCACUUUGGCCUUGGGCCUACAGGCGGCGCGAUCCUGAUCGCAGUGGUGGCUCUUGUCUUCAUUGCAAGCUACGUCCUGCCAUCGAUACUGGAGGAGUCGGAAUUCAAGCGUCUAUUUUGGUUUGCGGCCUUCUGGCGCACAGGGACCGUUAUAUGGGGUGGUGGCCAGGUGGUUCUCCCUUUGCUGGAGAACGAGAUGGUGCCCACGGGCUGGGUGGAUCAGUCGGUCUUCUUUGCUGGCCUGGCGCUGGCACAAGCGAUGCCAGGACCUCUCUUCAACUUUGCUGCCUUCCUGGGGGCAGCGGCUGGCUACAAGGCCUACAUGACUAUUGGGGAAGGCAUCUUGGGAGCAGGGCUUUGCUGGCUUGGUCUUUUCGGACCUGGAGUCAUGCUGAUCUUUGGGAUCCUUCCCUUCUGGGGCCAGUUCCGCUCCAACGACACUUACAAACGUGCACUACCAGGCCUCAAUGCAGCAGCUGUCGGCCUCCUUUGUGCUGCACUGGUCCAGAUGGGAGCCGGGGUGCGGGAGAACAACACAAAACCCAAUGGCCCCAUCCCAAAGGAGGCCUCCACGUGCAUUGGCCUGAUUGCCUUCUGGGGCGUGCAUUGGCUCAAAUUCCCGGACCGACCAAUCCUCGCCCAAGUCCAGGCACCCAUCGUCGUCAUCGCAUGUGGCAUUCUUGGUCUUGCCGCAGGCGUCCUCGAGAUGCGAUGA